Messenger RNA from Amyelois transitella, 4658 nucleotides. RefSeq names its product NEDD8 ultimate buster 1. The transcript is spliced from 13 exons. The coding region runs from base 44 to 1942 and encodes 632 amino acids. Gene Ontology annotation, biological process: regulation of ubiquitin-dependent protein catabolic process. The record is from RefSeq and is a predicted model, not a curated record. Lineage: Eukaryota; Metazoa; Arthropoda; Insecta; Lepidoptera; Pyralidae. Gene Ontology annotation, molecular function: protein binding.
UUCAUGAAAGACAGUUGGCAACAGUGUUGUUUAUCGCUUUGUAAUGGUGAUUAAAUUGUCAGAUGGCGAUACAGAGUUUCCGCAACUCAUUUUACAAAACAAUAUCUGUGGAUUUUUAAAUAUGGGGGAGAAUCUUCAGCAUGAGGAUCUUUUGAUCAAAUUGCGCGCUAAGUUGAACGAAGAAAAAGUGAAAUUAUGGGAGCCGCCGUACGUACUACCAGAUAAUGAUGUUUCGCAAAGUUUUCAGGACCUCGCAAAAAAAUAUUCAUCAGAGCUUGGAGUCGACCAUGACGUCAUCAUCAAUGCUCUCCACGAAUUGCAAUUGCAUUCAAUAGAUCGCUCUAAAGCUAAUGCUGAGUUUAAAGAGACAGGUUUCGCGACAUUCAGAAUCAAAGGGACUAUAACUGGAGAGAAGCCAAAAGUUAUGAAAGUACAGAAAAAACUUGAUGCGAUGGGUAGCGAUUUGAUAGCAGCGGUCGCAGAAGAGAUGGGCGUGGCUGAGACUCGCAUAAAACUGAUAUUCAACGGGAAGGUGAUCAAGCCUGCCGCCACAUUGGAUGAUCAAGGAAUCAAGAAUGGGGCUCAGAUAAUGGCACUCAUCAUGGCGAAAACACCAGAGGAAGUGAAGAAAGAAGACAACAUGUAUAUGGAGAUGAAGGCGACAAGAGAUGACGCCAAUCUGCUAUCCCAGUAUGAGGACGAGGAAUAUAUGAAGUUGGAAGACCAGACAGGCAAGACCGUGGAGGUGGAUCCCAACUCUAGACGGGCAUUGCUGGUGGGCUUAACUCUUCACGAGCGAGGCCGAACAGCAGCCAGGCAGAAGGAUUACCCACUAGCCCUGGUCUUGCUGUUGGAAGCUGAUCGUCAACUUAGCGAAUGCAGGUCAGACAUUCUCAAAUCCGUGGACAACUGGGCCGUCCUCCAGCUGGACAUCGCGUGGUGUUACCUCUGUCUGCAGAACCUGUCGUCCGCCACCGACGCGGCGGCCAGGCUGGCCAGGGCUGAGGAGUCCUUGAAGACCUUGUACGGGGAGCAGCAUCAGAGGAUGGCCGAGCUGAGAGGGACCAUAGCGACUGAACGAGUUCUGCUCAUGAGGUUGUACCUCCUCCAGGGUAUCGUGGCCUAUCAUCAGAACAAGCGAGCUGAUGCCAGGGUCCUACUGGAGAAAGCUGAGUCUGAACUCAAUUUCCUGAGGGUGGACGAGCGCGCCGUGUGCGCGCUCAUGGAGCUGGGCUGGUCGCGCGGCGCCGCCCGCCGGGGGCUGCGCGCGGCGCGCGGCGACCUGGACCGCGCGCACCUGCAGCUGGCGGAGCGCCGCGAGCUGCGCGAGCGCGCGCGCGACGCGCACAGGAAGCUGCGGCAACAACGUCGGCUUGGCUUAUGCAUAGACGGAACACCAGUGAAGGAGCAGUUGGUAGAAGCAUUAGUGGGGAUGGGAUACUCUCGGCGCAUAGCAACAGCCGCCUUGAGGAACUCCAACAACCACGUGGCCGAGGCUGUGCGGCUGAUACAGGAGCAGCCGGAGACGCUUCAAGAGUCAGAUUAUUCCUCAGAUGAGACAGAGACGCCGAGCUCUGAGGAUUCUUUUGUCGAAGUGGACAAUAAACUUCUCAACGAACUGGAAGGCAUGGGCUAUGACUCGAAACAAGCUGAAACCGCUCUGCGCAUCGGAAGAAAUAAUUUCGACGAAGCUGUCACCAUGCUGCUGAAUUUUGACGGGAAAAUUGACGAUAAAGAUGCCAACUGUGCUAAUCCAUCUACAAGCGCGGCCUCGUCCACCAAGAAAAAGCAUAGACAACACAAAAAAAAUACAAAGAAGGAGGAGUGCGAGGAGGCUCUCCACCGCUUAUCAACCGCCAUUCGUCCUGAAGAUGACGAUCAUUUGGACACGUCUCUCGUCGAGGAAGAGGAAUAUUUGGUCCAAUACAAGUCCUUGUUGUAAAUUGUAAGAUUCAGUCUUUGUGUAUUUAGGGUUGCCAACAGUCCCCGAAAAUGGAGAUUUUCCCCCAAAAAAUUACCAGAAAAUUAAUAUAAAUGAAAUAGAAAUGAGUUCGGCGUCCCUACAGAAUUUCUGAUCGAGAUGUGGUUUUUUAGUGUAGCCUACUAGUAACUGACAAGGACUAAAAAUAUUUAUUUCAAAAAAUUGGGAGAUGGAGAUUUUCUCUAAUUUCUAAUUUUCAUAAAAGAGGAAGCCUAGAAAAGUUUGCAUUUGCAACAAGACUGUCUUAAGUGUUUAUAUUUUUUGUAUACUUAUGUUCUAAGUAUACUAUUUGGUACAAUAAAAUGUAUUACUUACUAAUGAGUAGGUAUGUAGUUGGCAACCCUAGUUCUUAUUAAGUUCAUUUAUCGUUUUUUGCAAGUGGUCAUGGCUGUAAAGUUGGUAACACUCGCAUUAUUAUUUUACCAAUGUCAUUUUUAAAUUUAAUUUUUUUACAAUAUCUACCAAACGAAAAGCAAUAUCAAUGAUAUUUACGAAUUAUUGCGUACCUCAUUCUAGUGCCAUUUAAGCCCUGAUUUCUUUAUUAACUAUGUAAGGCUGAUCCCACACAACACUUCUCAAUUUGAGUUAGUUUCCGCUUUCAGUUGUUUGAAUAGUUUGGAUUUUUUUUUCAAACAUCCUUGGUUUACUUUUGGUUAGAAUAGAAUAGAAUAGAUUUAUUUCCAAAAUUGGAUACAAGUAAUUAUAACUACUACCAAACCUUCCAAAGCGCAUGUGUAGAAGAAGCGGCGGAACAAACUACACUGCAGCAUUUUCAUCGGACGUCAAUUUACAAAUAUAGAUCUCUUAAAUCUAAAUCGUGGACGAAUGCACAUUGUCUACAUUAAAAAACAUUCAUACAUAAAAUCACGCCUUUUCCCGAACGGGUAGACAUAGACAUGACCACCACCACCCUUGGCUCUACCAACCUUCCGAAACCUUCCACCCUCGCAAAAUCACGUUCGGGGCGCGCUGCAUGCGAAAUAAUAUUACCAAACUAGAUGUGCCCGCGACUUCAUCCGCGUGGAAUAGUUUUUGAAGCCCUUAAAGAUGAAUAAAUUGCCCCCGUUUUUUUUUUAAUUUUCCAUUAUUUUUUCGCUCCUAAUAGUUGCAGCGUGAUGUUAUAUAGCCUAAAGCCUUCCUCGAUAAAUGGUCUAUUCGACACAAAAAGAAUUUUUCAAUUCGAACCAGUAGUUCCUGAGAUUAGCGCGUUCAAACAAACAAACUAACUCUUCAGCUUUAUAAAAUUAGUAUACAUUUAUGUAGUGUUGUGGAAGAAGGCCCUUAUUGUAAUGUACGAAAUGUAUGUUGUAGCAAUGUCUAAUGUAUGUAGUGAUAUAGUGAUAUUAAAUGUUAGCACCAAUCCUGCCAUUUUUAAAACGAAACUAGUUGGAAUCGUUGUACUGACAUUAUUUUUUUUAUUAAAAAUAUAAUUAAAUAAAGUACACUUAUAUUUUGUAAUAAAAUGAUUACAGUUCUUAUCAAAAAAAAAAAAAAAUUUGGAUCGUAAACAAAAAAUAAAAACUUGUAAAUGUGUUGCGUGUGUUUGUGAAAAAAAAAUACGUUUUCUUUAUUAUUAAAUUAAAAUAACUUAUUAUUUUUCUCAUACAUACAUACAUACAUACAUAAAAUCACGCCUCUUUCCCGGAGGGGUAGGCAGAGACUUAUUUUUCUCAUCAUCAUUAUUAUAUUAUUUUUUUAUGAAUUAAAGAUAAUAUCGUAUUUGUUUGCAUUUAUAAAUUGACUUUGUUUCAUUUUACUCUUUCUUUUAUUUUUUCUUAAGUACUAAAUAAUGUAUUUUAUUUUUAAUUAUCAAUUAACAUGUUUUUACACGCUUAUAAAUUUUAAAUUGCAUAGGUACUUUUACCUAAACCUAAACACAGACAAUUAUCUGCUUAUCUUUCGUUAAAAGGUCAAAUAAUAAAUAAAAUUUUUAAAAUAUUUGUUUUCAAUUUCAGAAAAUAAAAACCUCUUCUAGUUUUAGCGAAUAGCCUAUAAAUAAUUAUGUGAAAAUGUUAAGCUCAAUGUAUUGUGUCUUAAAUGUAUUUUGGUGUGCUAUUAAUAAUUAAUUGUAUGACUGUAUUGAUUACAACGGUAAACUCAUGGAAAUAUAAACAGCCUGGAAAUGACACUUAAAGCAAGCUUCAAAUGGGUGAAAAUAUAUAGGAAUCAGUCUCUUCAAGACUGUUGACUCUGUCUAUCCCGCAAGGUAUAUAGACGUGACUAUAUGUAUAUGUAUGUUAUGUAAGUAAAAGGAUUUGUAAUCUGCCCUGUUCAAGUAACUCUCCUCUUAGUCAUUCAAUGGUUGACUGGAAGAGAUCCCUAAAUGGGAUAAGUCCGCCAUUUGUAUAUUUUGUUUUACCAAUUUACUGUAUAUUUGUGUUCUUUCGUAAUAUCUAUAUAAUUAUAGAUAUUACGAACAAAAAUACUUUGAAAUUGUUUCGUAAGAGUAAAAUACGGUUUCGGAAUUAAUAAAAGAAAUGUUUUUUUUUUUCCAAAAUGAGACAGAUUUUCAGUUUGAUUUCCAAGGUUCUUUAUAUUUCCAUAGUAUGACUUUAAAAGUAUAAAUAUAAUAUUUUGUGUGUUUUAACUAUGUAUAUGUGUACCUACAAGUGUGUUUUAUGUAAAUGAGACUUUUUGUAAUGAUUGUGAAAUAAAAACAAAAUUUUUUAUACAUUUA